AUGGCUUUCACACCAAGAGGAGGCCGUGGCGGCGGCGGCGAUCGUGGCAGAGGAGGUGCAAGAGGUGGACGUGGCGGCUUUGACCGUGGUGGCCGCGGUGGUGGCAGAGGACGUGGUGGUCCCAGAGGUGGGAGGGGCGCUCCCCGCGGCGGUCCUCGCGGUGGCAGGGGUGGUGCACGCGGUGGACGAGGCGGAGGCCCUGGAGCAAAGGGUGGCCAAAAAGUCAUCAUCGAACCACACAGACAUCCAGGUGUCUUCGUUGCCCGCGGCAAGGAAGAUCUGCUCGUCACUAAGAACCUGACUCCCGGCGAGGCCGUCUACGGCGAAAAGCGCAUCUCCAUCGACACUCCUUCGACUACCACCGGCGACGCGACCAACGGCGAUGCACCCACGACCAAGACCGAGUACCGUGUGUGGAACCCCUUCCGUUCGAAGUUGGCAGCUGGUAUCUUGGGUGGUAUGGACAACAUCUACAUGGGUCCUGGCAAGAAGGUGCUAUACCUUGGUUCAGCGUCUGGUACUUCGGUCUCACACGUUGCUGACAUCGUCGGCCCAACCGGUACCGUCUAUGCUGUCGAGUUCUCGCAUCGCUCAGGACGUGACCUGAUCAACAUGGCUACCCACCGAACGAAUGUCAUCCCAAUCAUCGAGGACGCCCGUCACCCGCUCAAGUACCGCAUGCUCGUCGGCAUGGUCGACUGCAUCUUCGCCGAUGUCGCCCAGCCCGAUCAAGCACGUAUCGUCGGUCUCAACGCCCAUCAGUUCCUCAAGGUCGGCGGUGGUGUCGUUGUCUCCAUCAAGGCCAACUGUAUCGACAGCACCGCUGCUCCCGAGGCAGUGUUCGCAAGAGAGGUUACUAAGCUGCGAGAGGAGCGCAUCAAGCCAAAGGAGCAGCUCACUCUGGAACCAUUCGAGAGAGAUCACGCAAUGGUCGCGGGUAUCUACCAGCGAUCGGAGUAA
Zasmidium cellare ATCC 36951 is the source of this 960-nucleotide messenger RNA. RefSeq lists its product as uncharacterized. Lineage: Eukaryota; Fungi; Ascomycota; Dothideomycetes; Mycosphaerellales; Mycosphaerellaceae. Bases 1 to 960 code for a protein of 319 amino acids. Gene Ontology annotation, molecular function: rRNA methyltransferase activity; histone H2AQ104 methyltransferase activity; RNA binding. Gene Ontology annotation, biological process: rRNA methylation; box C/D sno(s)RNA 3'-end processing. The record is from RefSeq and is a predicted model, not a curated record. Gene Ontology annotation, cellular component: nucleolus; small-subunit processome; box C/D methylation guide snoRNP complex. The transcript is spliced from 3 exons.